Molecule: messenger RNA, 4239 nt
Organism: Vitrella brassicaformis
Lineage: Eukaryota; Vitrellaceae
Source: the annotation of a GenBank genome assembly
ACGAAACCAGAUCCCGCCAGAUCUGAUGGACGAGGAUAACGACGUUGACAAGGAGUCGUGCCGUCACGACGUUGUGGUGUUUGGCAUGUGUGCCGCCUGCGGGAGCCGUAUGGCGCCCCUCUCGCCAAAGAAAUCGGCCACAUCAGCCAAGGAGAUGGCCACACACAGCCAGGCCAUGGCUGCCGAGCCGUCCGGCGCCUCCUCUGCUACGGGCGAUGGGAAGGCUCACGUGGCUGCGGGGUUUGUGUCGUCCAAGAAGGCGCUCAAGGUCUCCAACCAUGUGCGUGUGUAGGCGGGACAGAGGCCUGCAGGGAGCACACGCACCAAGCAAGAGCGAGAAAGACUGUGAGGAAGGAGGUCAUACCAAGCGUUGAUCGCUUGUGUGUGUCUGUCGUGGUUGUGUUCCGUCUGUUUGUCAGGUGGCAUUGCGUCUUGAGCGAGAGCGCCUGUUCGAGCUGCUGACAGAGAAGCGCCUCUGCAUGGUCAGCCAGGCAGCCACUCAGUCACUGUGACUCGGUUUGAUGGCCUGUUCGUUCGUUGAUGUGUGCAGGUGUUGGAUCUGGACAACACGCUGGUGCACUGUGUGGGGUGCAGCAUCCCCACACCCGUCCUCACCUUCCCAUCUAAGACGGCAAGGGACCGGCACCUACACAAGCUCAGACAACAGAUGGCCUCAACCGCCACCCAGCCGACGGCCAGUGGGUCGGCGGAGGGGAGGGUGAGAGUGGGGAGUGUGGAUGAGCGGCUUGAGGCCGUCAUGGAGUCGGCCAUACACAUGAUACGCACCGAUGCCCCGCCGGGUACGUUACGUACGCAGGGGAGGAAGCGCCGCGCCGUGUACGGGACGGGCUCAUUUCCCUCAUGGCUUUUCUCUUUCUGUGCGUCUCUCUGGUGUGUGCUGUGCAGGAUAUCCCGACUCCGCGGGCAUUCCGUUGUAUCUGAAGCUGCGUCCCGGUCUGCAUCGGUUCCUGCAGGAGGCGUCCCUCCUGUUCGAGCUGUACCUCUUCACGCAGGGCACGGCAGACUACGCCGCUAAGGCAAGCCAACAGCAAGCCGCCAAACGAACCACACCACACCACACCACACCACAGUGUGUUCCAUCACGCGGACACAUGCUGGCUGCAGGCGCUGGACAUAUUCGACCCGGAUCGGCGUCUGUUUGGCCAGCGAGUCUUCACCAGGUGAUUGAUUGAUGGACCUACACCGACCCAUGCGUCGGUCUGAUCUGACCGACCCACAUUGACUGACUGACAAUGGGUUACCCUACCCGUAUGUAUGUGUAUGUGUGGGUGUCAGGGACCACACGAGUGCAUUGGGUGGCAAGUCGAUCGACCGCAUCUUCCCUUACACCAAGAAGACGGUGGUGGUCGUCGACGACAGGGAGGACGUCUGGCCAAAGCGCACUCCCAUCAUACGGGUGGGUUGGGUGGGUGGGUGUGGUGUGGUGUGGUGUGUUGUGGUGUGGUGUCCUGUCUGCAUCUCCCUCUCUCUUAUUGGUCAGGUGUUUCCGUAUCUCGUGCUCAUGCCGCUCAUCAAUGGAAGUAAGUACGUAUGCAUAAGUGACAGACACCUAUCGAUAGAUCGACACACAGACAGACAUGAUCACCUGGGUGACACAUACAUAUAUUCUCCACCCCAUCCGUCAGACCGUACGUCGCUACCCGUGAUCGCUCCCCCCUCACCGUCCCUCGCACCGCCCCCCACCCCUACCGAUGAGGCACCAUCAGCCAAGCGCUCCCGUGGCCGCGACGACACCAAUGGCGUCUCACAGCCAACAACACCACCACCACAACCAGCAGUUGCUGCCGUUCCCUCGACCCCGCCCCCAGGCGUCCCUCUCACCAAUGGCGUGGUGGAUGCGGCCAAUGAUCAUCCACCCCCGGCCAAGAAAGCGCGACGUGAGGAGGAGGGGGGAGGUGGGGGUAGCGAGGCUGGCCCGGCUGCCGCUUCGGCUGGUGCCGCUGCUAGUGGUGGUGGUGAUGAUGUGUAUGAUGAGAGGGACGUAUGGCAGGGGCCUUCGCUUGAGGAUGUGGACCACCAGCUGCCGGCGCUAAUGCACAUUCUCCGCACCGUCCACGACAUCUUCUUCAGGCUGGUCAGCUCAGCCAGACGGCUGUGUGAGUGUCUGUCUAUGUGGGCGUUGAUGUGCGUCUGGCGUGGCGUGUCAGAUCGAGCGUGGCGGAGGUUUUGCGUCUCUGCACGGCGAGUCGGCGGAGACCCUCGACAUCGGUGCCAUCCCAGACCUGGAGGAGAUAGUCAAAGAGCAAAAGGCACUCACACUCAACGGUCCGUGGGCAACGGAGGGAACUUGAUGGAUGGAUGGAUGGACGGAUGGGUUCAUGCAUAAUUAAUGUUGGGCUGUGUCUCAUUGAUUCGUUGUGUUGUUCAGGUGUGGUGAUGACGACCACGGGCAUGACCAACGCCUCACAGCCGGUUUUCCAGACCACUGUGCUCGGAAGGUGAGACCGCACGGAGGCCCAAUUUGGGGUUGUGGAUGGAUGGAGCCUCUGCAUGUAGAGACCUGUCUAUGCCUAUGUAUGUGUGUGUGGUGGUCAGGCUGGCCGACCAGGCGGGGGCACAAGUGGAGGUGGGCAACCAAGGGGAGCUAGCUGUGCAUCCAGCAUCUUAUCUUGUGCUAUCUAUGUGAAAACAAAACUUCAGGAUCACCUGUCGCCACGCACCACACACCUGGUGGCCGCUCGGAGAAGUAAGACCCGCUCACACACACACACACACACACAGGGAUAGAGAGAGAGAGAGGGGGAGGUACGAAGGGUCCUAUCCACACACACCGCUCUCCUUGUCUGUGUGGUCAGACACGAGGAAGUACUACGAUUCUCAGCGGGAGAAAUCGCACCACAUCGUGAGUCUAGUCUCCAUCCAUCCAAUCCAUCCAUCCCAUUCGCACACGCCGUUUGUGUGAGAACCAACAUCUCUUGUGUCUUUUUGUGCUGUCGGCUCACCCACUCACACAAUCAGGUGCACGAUUGGUGGCUCCAGCGGUGCCUCUACACAUGGACGUACGCCAACAAACACACACACACACACACGCUCAGUACGGCAUGCGCCCAUUGCCGUGUUUCUGUCAGGCGUGUGUGCGAGCGGGCCUUCCCAGCCGACAUCGGCCAGAAGUGCUUCAGCCAGCGCUACCCAGAACUGGCAAAGGCAGAGAAACAACAACAGCAGCAGCAGCAUAGCAGCGCCCCCACCAUCACCGUCACCAUGCCCCCCACUGCCAGCAAGAAGCCAAGCGCCCCCGAGCCACCACAACCCCAGCCAGGAGUGAAGAAGGAGAAGGCAAAGGAGCCGAGCAAGACCCCCGGUCCGUCCAAGGGCACGGUCAAGGGUCGCAGCGACUUUGUGGUGCCGUCUGAGCUGACCCCCUACCUCAACGCAUGGACUGUCGACCUGCCGGCGAUGCCCUUGCCGUCCCUCGACAUCGACGCGGCGUUCCCCAGGGCUGCGGGCGGGGAAGGGGAGCAGCAGCCCCAGGGGGGAGAGGGAGAGGGCGACAUGCAGGACGAGAAUGGCGAAAAUGGAGACGAUCUGGUAGGAGUGGGGAGAGGGGACGUACAUUCGAUGUCCGUACAGGGUGUGUGUGUGUGUGUGUGUGUGGCGUUGCUUGCGUCCACCCUCUGUCAGGUGGACAUGUUGGAGGCCGAGCUAUUCGAGGGAUAGAUCGAUUGGUUGAUAGGGAGGUCGCAGGCUAGUCUGAAUUCGAAGACCGGGCGCGGCGCGGUGGUGUUGAUGCGGCCGGCUGUAGGGAUGGAUGGAUGGAUCCACUCUCUGUAGACGGAAGGUCAGUCAGUCAGUCAGUCAAUCACACACGAGACAGAUCAGAUCCACAGAUCAGAGAAGCUGAGGACGGGACGAUGGGGGCUGGGCUGACAGAAAGGCAGAAGGACAGGCACACGUGCUCUCCAUGCGCCUUUGUAUGUAUGGGCCUGCCUGGCCUGCACCGUUUUUGUGUGACUUGAAUGAGAAUGACUUAGUCACUGAGUGCGUGUCGAUGGCUUGUGGGUGCGGUUCGGGGCGGUGGACGCACCGACCGACCUGUGUGUUGAUUGACUGACUCAUGUCAUGGGGGCCUUUUGGUAUGUAGGUCGUACACACAACACAACAUGCGAUGCGAUGGAUGCGUUAUCUUUGCAUGUCCGUGUAUGUGUUGUGUUGUGCUUGGUGCUGUUCGUCGCGCGCACGAUGGACAGCGAGUCUUGUAUACAGACAGCCCUGACGAUU